UUGAUACUUUGAUAGUAAUUUGUAAUUUAUUUUUACAUAAAUGUUUUAACCGUAUUUCAAGUUUUCUACACUACGAAAAGUUGUAAAAUUUUUAUCUCAUUAAUAAUUAUAAUUUAUAAAAUAGAAAAUGGAAAAUAUGAUGUUUAACAAAGAUCAAGAAAUGGAAUCCUCUAGUUAUAAAGACUUCUCUCAAGAAGAUUUGUUUUUAGCUCCAGAACCAAAAAGAUCAAAUGACCAACAUAAUUCUUCUGAUAUAUUUGGGAAAAAAAAGAAGAACAAAAGUAAAAAACAAAUCGAAGCAGAAGAAAGAGAAAAAAUGAGAGUUCUUGUAUCAAACUUCACCGAAGAACAAUUAGAUAGAUAUGAAAUGUUCAGAAGAUCAGUAUUUCCUAAAGCAGCAAUUAAACGGAUUGUUCAAACCAUUACUGGAAAUUCUGUUUCUCAAAAUGUUGUAAUUGCUAUGUCAGGUAUUGCAAAAGUUUUUAUUGGUGAAAUAGUUGAAGAAGCCCUUGACAUAAUGGAAGCUCAAGAAGAUUCAGGACCAUUACAUCCCAAACACUUAAGAGAAGCUGUACGGCGGCUAAGAAAAACUGGAGCUAUUCCAUCUUCCAAAGGUAGAAAAUUGCCUUUUUAUAUUUAGAUACCUAAUAUAAAUUUAACUCCAUGUAUGUACAACAAUUGAUAAUAUUUUUUUUUAAUUUAGCAACUAAUGUAAAUUAUUGAUUGUAUAUAUCUGACUACAUUUAUAGUAGAUAAUUAUUAAUGAAGCAUAUAAUUGUAUUAAGAGAAAUUUAUCUAUUUAUGACGUUUAUAAAAAAUAUUUCAAACAUCAAAAAAUUGUG
Molecule: messenger RNA, 842 nt
Organism: Rhopalosiphum maidis (corn leaf aphid)
Lineage: Eukaryota; Metazoa; Arthropoda; Insecta; Hemiptera; Aphididae
Gene: Taf11
Product: transcription initiation factor TFIID subunit 11
Exons: 4
Coding region: 128-640 (170 amino acids)
Biological process (GO): RNA polymerase II preinitiation complex assembly; transcription initiation at RNA polymerase II promoter
Cellular component (GO): nucleus; transcription factor TFIID complex
Molecular function (GO): transcription coactivator activity; protein heterodimerization activity
Source: RefSeq, a predicted model, not a curated record